Molecule: messenger RNA, 1629 nt
Organism: Cercocebus atys (sooty mangabey)
Lineage: Eukaryota; Metazoa; Chordata; Mammalia; Primates; Cercopithecidae
Gene: MTG1
Product: mitochondrial ribosome-associated GTPase 1
Exons: 11
Coding region: 248-1129 (293 amino acids)
Cellular component (GO): mitochondrion
Molecular function (GO): GTPase activity; GTP binding
Source: RefSeq, a predicted model, not a curated record
CCGCAACGCAGCCGCGGGCCCGGGGCCUGCUUGACCUCCGACCUCUGGCCCGCCGCCCCGUCCCCUGUUCCCAGCAAGUGCCUUCUGCCCGUUUAAUCCCCCGAAGCCUCCGUUUCCACGUGUUCUUGACAAGAUAGACUUCUGAGUCUUUUGGGGACUAAAUGAAACAGCGGGCAUGAAGGACCUGUUCAGCUUUAACUCAUAUUGAGUCGUUUUCCUGCUUGAAUAAGUCUUUGGGCUGAAGAAGAUGAAGAGCAGCCUGAAGCUGGUGGACUGUAUCAUCGAGGUCCAUGAUGCCCGAAUCCCACUUUCAGGCCGCAACCCUCUGUUUCAGGAAACCCUUGGGCUUAAGCCUCACUUGCUGGUCCUCAACAAGAUGGACUUGGCGGAUCUUACAGAGCAGCAGAAAAUUAUGCAACGCUUAGAAGGAGAAGGCCUAAAAAAUGUCAUUUUUACCGACUGUUUAAAGGAUGAAAAUGUCAAGCAGAUCAUCCCGAUGGUCACUGAGCUGAUGGGGAGCAGCCCCCGCUACCACCGAGGAGAGAACCUGGAGUACUGCAUCAUGGUCAUCGGGGUCCCCAACGUGGGCAAGUCCUCCCUGAUCAACUCCCUCCGGAGGCAGCACCUCAGGAAAGGAAAAGCCGCCAGGGUGGGUGGCGAGCCUGGAAUCACCAGAGCUGUGAUGUCCAGAAUUCAGGUCUCUGAGCGGCCCCUGAUGUUCCUGUUAGACACUCCUGGAGUGCUGGCUCCUCGGAUUGAAAGUGUGGAGACAGGCCUGAAGCUGGCCCUGUGUGGAACGGUGCUGGACCACCUGGUCGGGGAGGAGACCAUGGCUGACUACCUGCUGUUCACCCUCAACAGACACCAGCGCUUUGGGUACGUGCAGCACUACGGCCUGGAGAGUGCCUGUGACAGCAUAGAGCGUGUGCUGAAGAGUGUGGCUGUGAAGCUGGGGAAGACACAGAAGGUGAAGGUGCUCACGGGCACGGGUGACGUGAACGUUAUUCAGCCUGACUAUCCUGCGGCAGCCCGUGACUUCCUCCAUACCUUCCGCCGCGGGCUGCUGGGCCCCGUGAUGCUGGACCUCGACAUCCUGCGUGGCCACCCCCCGGCCGAGACUGUGCCCUGAACUUGUCCGCGUGGGGAGGGCCACGAGUGGCCUCCCAGACCUCCUGACCUGGGUGGUUGAGGCUCAAGACAGCUCACCUGGUCCAGGAGCUCCACGCUGGCCACUAGGGUGCUGUGCUCUCUGGUGCCCCCACGGCCUGGCUAGUUCCAGGGGCCCCAGUUCCAGGGGCCAAGCAGGUGGGAGUGGACACCAGGCUUCCCAGGUGACGUCCCUGAGCAGCUCCGCAUGCUUGGUUCUCCCGGAGCUUCCUGCUCAGGCCUCUUGAGAAAUGGAUGCUGUCUCAGAAGGAGUUAAAGCUAUAACCUGUAACCUUUAAAAUCUCCAAUUAAAGGGCCUGUUUCUUACUGGCCUGUGAGGUGUACCGUAGUGCCUUGGGCCUGUGUAUUAGAGCUGCUCUCACCAGUGGAACCUAAGAAAGGAGCAGGUUGGCAACGAGGGCUUGGUUGGGGGCUUUUGGUCCCGUGUCCUGCAGUCCCACAGCAAGUAAGAGGCUGGCUGCC